Molecule: messenger RNA, 2639 nt
Organism: Quercus robur (English oak)
Lineage: Eukaryota; Viridiplantae; Streptophyta; Magnoliopsida; Fagales; Fagaceae
Product: probable leucine-rich repeat receptor-like protein kinase At1g35710
Exons: 3
Coding region: 58-2595 (845 amino acids)
Biological process (GO): protein phosphorylation
Molecular function (GO): protein binding; protein kinase activity; ATP binding
Source: RefSeq, a predicted model, not a curated record
GAAAGCACCUCAAGUCCUUGCAAGUGGGCUGGUAUCGUUUGCAAUGAUGGUGGAAGCAUGAUAGAGAUCAACUUAGACGAUACCAUUUGGUAUGAGAAUGGCAAGUUACACAAUUUCAACUGCAACUUCUCUUCAUUCCCAAAUUUGGUCCGAUUCAAGCUAGCAGGAAAGGGGCUAUAUGGGAGCAUCUCGCCAGAGAUUGGUAGUGUUUCUAAACUCACUUACCUUAACUUAUCUUGGAAUAGUCUUUCAGGUGAACUACCUCUCUCACUCGCAAAACUCACUCAGUUAGAGAAGCUUGAUAUUUCUUUCAAUCAAAUGAGCGGUCCAAUUCCCUUACAAUUGGGAAACCUAAGUAGCCUUGUUGAAUUAUACCUGGGUGGAAAUUACUUCAGUGGUACAAUCCCUUCAACUCUUGGUCUUUUGACUUCUCUCACUCAUUUUGAUUUACAUUCAAAUCAAAUCAAUGGUACCAUCCCUUCUAAAAUUUAUAAUUUGAAGAAUUUGAUGGUUUUGCAUUUGGGUAUAAACAAUCUUUUUGGUCCUAUUUCUUCAAAAAUUGGAAACCUGAAAAAUGUGGUUUCUCUAAACCUUUCUCAUAACUUGCUCAUUGGUCCACUUCCUCGUACUAUGGGUUGUUUGACAAACUUGACCCUUCUCUCUCUUGCUUCCAACCAAAUCAAUGGCUCCAUUCCCCUAGAAAUAGGAAACAUGAGAAAGCUGAGGCACUUGGAUCUCCAUAAUAAUGGCCUUGCUGGCCUAAUCCCUUCAACUAUAGGGAGCUUGACCGAAUUGGUGUUUCUGGAUUUUAGUGUUAAUAAUUUCGUUGGUUCAAUUCCUCCAUACCUGGGUCAUUUAACCAAUUUAAGAUAUCUGGACAUUCAUUCAAAUCAAAUAAAUGGUUCCAUAAAUUCGACGAUCGCAGAUUUGCCAUUUUUAGAAAAGUUGGAUCUAUCAAGUAACCAUAUAUCUGGAAUCAUUCCGCAAGAGCUUAGUCAGUUAGCCAAAUUGCGAUAUCUUAAUCUUUCCUCGAACAAACUUUCAGGCAACGGUUUUUCCUCAAACGCAAUUUCUGUUCUGGAUCUGUCCCACAACAAUCUGAGCGAAUUAUUCCCAUUUUACGAGUGCUAUUCUUUGGAGGAAUUGUUUUUGAGCCACAACCAAUUUUAUGGAAGCAUUCCGCCUCAUCUUUCUUACUCAUAUAACUUAACUACCAUCGACCUUAGUCACAACUUGUUUAGUGGAAAAAUACCCCCUACCCUUGGGGACCUCCGUUUCUUACAGCACUUGGAUCUCAGCUUUAAUAAUCUCACUGGUAACAUUCCCAGCACUUUUGGUUCACUAUACAUCCAAAUGAAUUUGUCUUACAACUCUUUGGAAGGUCCAAUCCCAGAUGGUUUUUGGAGUUAUAAUUCACUUCUAGGCAACACGAAUUUAUGCUCUGAUCACAUCUCAGGACUACCUAAUUGCUCCACAUGGAUUAAGAAAUUCUCAAGGACUGCUACAAUUAUUCUUUUCAUGGUUACCCUUGGAUUCUUAUUGCUUGGAAUUAUUGGAAUUAGAAUUGCUUUCCACUCUCGUCAAAAGGAAAUUAGGAACAAACAACAUGAGUCUAAAGCAAUGAGGACUGGAGAUUUAUUCUCAAUAUGGAAUUUUGAUGGAAAUAUUGCAUUUGAAGACAUCAUUACAGCAACAGAGGACUUUGACAUCAAAUAUUGUAUUGGAACUGGUGGUUAUGGUAGCGUUUACAAAGCUAACUUACCUAGUGGAAAAGUUGUUGCCCUUAAAAAACUUCAUCGUUUAGAGGCCGAUGAGACAUCUUUUGACAAGAGUUUCAGAAAUGAAGCAAAAGCCUUGUCUGAAAUUCGUCACCGUAACAUUGUGAAGCUUUAUGGGUUUUGCCUACAUCAAAGAUGCAUGUUUUUGAUUUAUGAAUACAUUGAAAGAGGAAGCUUAUUUUAUGUCCUAAGCAAUGACAUUGAAGCCAAGGAGUUGAAUUGGAAGAAACGUGUGAACAUCAUUAAAGGCAUAGCAAAUGCUUUAUCUUACUUGCAUCAUGAUUGCAUUCCAACAAUUGUCCAUCGAGACGUAACCACCAGCAACAUUUUACUAAACUCAGAAUUUGAGGCAUUUGUUGCAGAUUUUGGCAUAGCUAGACCCUUAAAUCCUAAUUCCUCCAAUUUAACCACACUUGCUGGCACCUACGGAUAUAUUGCCCCAGAACUUGCUUACACCAUGGUUGUGAAUGAAAAAUGCGAUGUCUAUAGCUUCAGUGUAGUGGUGCUAGAAACAAUAAUGGGAAGGCAUCCAGGAGAGCUAAUUUCCUCAUUGGCAUCAUCAUCCACUCAACAUAUCAUGCUGAAAGAUGUCUUAGACCCUCGCCUCUCACCUCAUAUCAACCAAACAAUUGCUCAGAGUGUGGUUCUAGUUGUAACGCUAGCAUUGGCAGGCCUACGUUCCAAUCCCAAAUCCCGCCCCACAAUGAAACAAGUAUCACAGGAGUUUUCUGUUCAAAGGUCACAAUUGCCCAAGCCCUUUGCUGAAAUUUCAAUGCAACAGUUGAUGAAUCAAGAAAUUUAUGUUAUAGAGAAAUAAUUCUAACUUUUUUCCACCAAAAAAAAAAAAAAAAAGAGAGACAA